GGAAGGAGAGGAAGGAAGGAGUCGGCUCUGGUUGCUGGAGGAGGUCGGUAUUGGUGGUGGUGGCGGCGGCCGUGGUGCUGCUGCAGCCGCGGGCAGAGCCUCCCCCUCCCGCCGGGCCGGGCGGGGAGGGCUCCGGAGCCGAGAUGUCUCAGGAGCGGCCCAAGUUCUAUCGGCAGGAGCUGAACAAGACGGUGUGGGAGGUCCCCGAACGCUACCAGAACCUUUCCCCGGUCGGCUCCGGGGCCUACGGCUCCGUCUGUUCUGCCUUUGACACAAAAACUGGGCUACGUGUGGCUGUCAAGAAGCUGUCCCGACCAUUUCAGUCCAUCAUCCAUGCCAAAAGGACCUACAGGGAGCUGCGGCUGCUGAAGCACAUGAAACAUGAAAAUGUGAUUGGUUUGUUGGAUGUGUUCACCCCUGCCAAGUCUCUAGAAGAAUUCAAUGAUGUGUACUUGGUGACACACCUUAUGGGAGCAGAUCUGAACAACAUUGUGAAAUGCCAGAAACUCACUGAUGACCAUGUGCAGUUCCUCAUCUACCAGAUCCUUCGGGGGCUGAAGUACAUCCAUUCAGCUGACAUAAUACACAGGGAUUUAAAACCCAGUAACCUGGCUGUAAAUGAAGACUGUGAGCUAAAGAUCCUGGAUUUUGGCUUGGCCAGGCACACAGAUGAUGAGAUGACUGGGUACGUGGCCACCCGGUGGUACAGGGCUCCUGAGAUCAUGCUCAACUGGAUGCAUUACAACCAGACAGUUGAUAUUUGGUCAGUGGGCUGCAUUAUGGCUGAACUGUUGACUGGAAGAACAUUAUUCCCUGGUACAGACCAUAUUGAUCAGUUGAAGCUCAUUUUGAGACUCGUUGGAACACCAGGGCCUGAGCUUUUGAAGAAAAUCUCCUCAGAGUCUGCAAGGAACUACAUUCAGUCUUUGUCUUACAUGCCGAAAAUGAACUUUGAAAAUGUGUUUAUUGGUGCCAACCCACUAGCUGUGGACUUGCUAGAGAAGAUGUUGGUGCUGGACACAGACAAACGAAUCACUGCAGCAGAAGCAUUGGCUCAUGCCUACUUUGCUCAGUAUCACGACCCAGAUGAUGAACCAGUGGCAGACCCCUAUGACCAGUCCUUUGAAAGCAGAGAACUUGAGAUUGAAGAAUGGAAAAGCCUGACUUACGAUGAAGUCAUCAGCUUUGUGCCACCACCACUUGACCAAGAGGAGAUGGAGUCCUGAGAAAACUGCUCUCUCCUGUUUGUCCCACUUCACUGUGAGGGGAAGGCCUUUUCCUAGGGACUCUCCAAUUAUCGUUCAAGUGCCUCUGUCACAACAAUGUUCUCCUUGGUGGAGGGGUUUUGUUUGUGUUGAAUUGGGGAGGGAGGGGUGGGGAGGGAAGCAAACAGAAGUCUGGGUAAACAUGCUGCAUGCUCUGUGUUCUGUGUCCAGCCCCUGAGGACCUGCUCUGACCCCUCCUUAGCCCUUCCAGAGCUCUGCUGGGGCAAGGUGGGGAAGUUGACCUUUUAAAGUUUGGUUACAAUUGUUGCCAUUUAUCAAUUCUUCUCCAAUUAAGUAACCUCAAAAUCAGGCAAGCUGAUUGGAGUCCUUCUGUCCUGGUCAGGGCUGAAGGUGGGGUGUAGGGAUGUCCUCAUUCAGUGCCAGAUGGCUGCUUUACAUCCAGAUCUUCCUGGUACAGCAGAACAUAACAGGGCUUCUCGUGUCUGGUUCUUGGAAUGUGAAAAGGUUUUGUGUGCAACUGUAAAUAUGUUUGUGCCUUAAAUUGAACGGGGAGAGAAGGGAAAGGAAGUCUGGAGUGGAAAUCUCUGACCCACUGUGUUUCAGGGUGAAGGCUCCCAGAUAGCCAGGCAUGAACUCCAUGUAAUCAGGAAAUAACUUCCCCAGGCAGCAGCCUCUACCCAUGGAUUUUGGAUAUUCUUGUAUUUUUCUCCUCUUCCUCUCACUCUGAGGCUUCCCACUCAGCUCCCAGGAGGCAGAGGCUGGAGAGGAUUCUUGCUAGGCACAUAUUUGUGAAUUUUGUUCCUUCCAAGGUGGGGUGGUUUUUGCAUGGUGUAGCUGUACAUGCAUGUAGAGCUGCUUGAUUCUUGUUAGGUUUUGGGGUUUUUUUUUGGGGGGGGUGGCACUGGGGCAGUGAAAUCCUCAUCAGUGAACUGUGUUACCCUCAGUCAGUGCCAUGAAAUCACAGCAUCCUUUUGUGCUGCAGCUCCUUGUGAAAUCCCUGCCAUGCCAGAGGAAUGAAGAGGAGGAUAAAAUCAAUGGCAUAGAAAUGUGCCCCUUUUUUUUGUUGUUGUUGUUGUUCUGAGCUUCUGCUUUCAGAGAAGGAGAGUUUGGGAUAGAGGGUUCCUUCUAGAGAUGAAAUGUAAAAAAAAAAAAAUGUUCUUCAAAGAGAUGACUCUGGUGUCUUGUGCCACAGCUUAAGUUAUUUCCUGAAAAUAAUUCUUUUUAUUGCAAGGAUUGGAAUCCAAAGCAAAGAAAUCAGCAUGCAUAAAACCACAAUCUCCCUUUCACUGUCUAUAUCUAUAAAUAUAAAUAUUUAUAUAUAUAACACUUCACAUUUACUAGAGGUUGGUUGUUUUGUUCUUUGUCUGGGGUUUUUUUUUACCCUCUCAGAUGGGAGCUUCUUGGCUGUUUUUUCACAGGUUGAUCUCUGCCUGAGGAAACCUGAAAAGCUGAACACAACCAUGGUUCAAAUAUUUUGUAUUUUAAAAGACUGAGUGAAAUACCCACGAGAUAAAGAUUGGCAGGAGGGAAGUUUCUGUGUUCCUGUGCCAGGACUGUCCCUGGGGAGCUCAGGAGCCUGAUUUUGGGACUGGUGGAGGAGAUGUUUUCUGACAUCUGUUUGUUGCAGGCAUCCUGGUGGACAAGGAACCUGUGUGUGAGGGGAAAGGUUGUGCAGUAGUUUGGAUUUUUGUUACCAACAGGAUGGAGAGGAAGCAUUUGUGGGGUUUUCACCCCAUUUUGAAGAGGCAGCACAAAGGGCUGGGACAGGGAUGACAAAGCCAUUGAUUCUUCCUAAGCUGCUUUCCAGUGAUCUCUUCAAGUCAAACACUUCCUAAAGGUGUGGGGUGAGAUGAAGAGAGGAGUUAUUUCAUCUUUUGGGAUAAAACUCUCCUCAGCCCAACAAAAUCAAAACAAAACCAACAAAACAAAACAAAACCCCCAACACCUCCCUUUUCUGCUGGGCCAGCAGUCCAGGUAUUGAAAUGAAAAUGUAGAUAUUCAACAUAAACCUAUAGCAAAAUUCUUUUUAUCAGCUGUUUCAUGUGUAGAUGCUACAGUGUGAUUUGAUGCAGAAAUAUUGCUAAAGAUUUUUAAAAGAAUUUAGAUGUUGUGAGUGUGUGUGUGUGAGUGUGAGUGGGAAGGAUUCACCUGGGGGCUGGGCUCUGCUGGCAGCCCAUGGCACACCCCCCCCUGCCCAGAAGGAUGCACUUCAAAGAAGAAAUCUGCUCUUUUGUUUCUGUCCAUGGAUUUUGCUGUAAUUGGUGAUGCCAGAUAAGUUGUCACGAUACCACUGGUUAAAAAAUAAAACCUAUUUUUCAGAUUUACUGCA
Molecule: messenger RNA, 3555 nt
Organism: Calypte anna (Anna's hummingbird)
Lineage: Eukaryota; Metazoa; Chordata; Aves; Apodiformes; Trochilidae
Gene: MAPK14
Product: mitogen-activated protein kinase 14
Exons: 12
Coding region: 144-1226 (360 amino acids)
Biological process (GO): p38MAPK cascade; protein phosphorylation
Cellular component (GO): cytoplasm; nucleus
Molecular function (GO): MAP kinase activity; ATP binding
Source: RefSeq, a predicted model, not a curated record